GUAACAGCUGGGGAGGGGAAAAGCAACGCAUCUUUCCUCCCUCCUCCUCCUCUUUCCCCCACAAGUAGCUGUACAGCAUAUUUAAAUCCUUUUUAAAAAGAAAAGUUCCCACCUCCCACUCAGUUCAGUAGUGAAUCUCUGCGCAUCCCUCCUUCUUCUGCUUUGAGGCUCUACGGCGAGAAGAAAGGAGCUCAGUGUCUUGUCUCUCUUUCUAACUCACUUGGAUGGAAAGCGGCCAGAUGAGGCUUUGAGAUUUUGGAGCAACCUAAUGCUGACCUCCCAUGACAAGAUGUCUAGGGCUUCAUUGGUGGCAACCAAUGCCAUUUUGUAUGACUUUACAAAUGCCACAGAACUCUUGCCCCACGGAGAGAGCAACCACUCGGUGGAGGAAACGUGGUUUGAAGAGGUCCCCCUCGGUUUGGGGAUCCUCUGUGUCAUUUACGUGACGUACGCCGCCAUCAUCUCGGUGGGUCUCCUGGGCAACCUGAUCCUCAUCAAGGUCUUCUUCAAGAUCAAAUCCAUGCAGACGGUGCCCAACAUCUUCAUCACCAGCCUGGCCUUCGGGGACGUGAUCCUCCUCCUGACCUGCGUCCCGGUGGAUGCGGCCUGCUACAUGGUGGAGACCUGGCUCUUCGGGAGGGUCGGCUGCAAGAUGCUCUCCUUCAUCCAGCGCACCUCCGUCGGGGUCUCCGUCUUCACUCUGACCGUGCUCAGCGCAGACAGGUACAAGGCAAUUGUCAAGCCGUUGGAGCUUCAAAGGGCGGAUGCCGUCCUGAGGACCUGCUUGAAGGCCACUUGUGUCUGGGUCAUCUCCAUGCUGCUGGCCGUUCCAGAGGCUGUGUCCUCCGAUCUGUAUGCGUUCCACCUUCCUGAGAAAAACAGCUCCUUUGAGACCUGUGCCCCUUACCCGGUCUCCGAAAGGGUCCUGCAAGAAGCCCACUCCCUGGUCUGCUUCCUGAUAUUCUACAUCGUCCCGCUGGCCAUCAUAUCCAUUUACUAUUUCCUCAUUGCCAGAACGUUGUACCAGAGUACGUCCAACAUGCCGGCGGAAGAACAAGGCCAUGCUCGGAAGCAGAUCGAAUCCCGCAAGAGGGUCGCCAAAACGGUGCUGGUCUUGGUGGGCUUGUUUGCUCUCUGCUGGCUCCCAAACCACAUCCUCUACCUGUACCGCUCCUUCACAUACCACGCUUCCAUCGACACCUCCGCCUUCCACCUCGUGGCCACCAUCUUCUCCCGGGCCUUGGCCUUCAGCAACUCCUGCGUCAACCCUUUUGCACUCUACUGGCUGAGCAAGGGCUUCCGCCAGCAUUUCAAGAAGGAGGUCCUGUGCUGCAAGCGCAAGGCUCCCGCCACACGCCGCCCAAGCAUCACCCAGAACUACACGCCGACCAGGACGAUGUCGGUGACCGGCUCUGAAAUCAGCGUUACUUUCCUCACGGAUUACAGCAUCACGAAAGAAGAGGAGAGUGUUUAACUUCGAUGAGCAGCGACGGGCUUCACCUCGCAAGGAAGGAAGCUGGGAUCCAGACCAAAACUGAAGCUACACCUGAGUCAGAUCUCCGCAUCUGUAUACUGCCAUGAAAUGCCAGUUAACUGCUUUGAUCUGCAUUUCAUGGCAGUAUAUAAUCCACUUCAAUGCAGUUACAUUGUAUUCUCAAAUGGUGUUAUAUGGCAGCGUAAAUGGGGCCAGAGUCCUCUCAUUGCUCAGAAUUCACAUCCAUGCAUAAGGCAAGCUUUUGUGCCUCCAUGGGUGCAUCUACACUGUAGACUUAAUGCAGUUUGACACCACUCAAACUGCCAUGGCUCAAUGCUAUGGAAUACUUUUACAAUGUCUUUAGCCUUCUCUACCGAAGAGUUGUGGUGUCUCACCAAACUAGGAUUCCAUAGCAUUGAGCCAAAGGCAGUCAAAACAGACUCAAAACGUGUUAAUUUGAUAGUGUAGAGACGUACCCCGUGACAUUAGUCCUUUCUGUACCUAUGAAGUUCUUUUGCCAGGCUGCUGCCCUAAUCCUGCUAAACUUGAAAUCACUGCAGAAGAGACAAGGAAGGUCUUUGGAAGAGGACAACGUUGGGGGAAUACUGCAUGCCAAAGACUGCAAAUGGACAGAGUAUUUCACCACUCCUGAAACACCAUUAAAUCUUUUGAACAGAAUGGACAUCCUUUACCCGGGAUUCCAAAAUAUGCCUGGUCUGAUUGACUGAGACAGUGACCUCUCUGCUUUCCGAUACACACAAGCAUGGCUUCAUGCACAAAACUCUUUAUAAACAUUGUAUAAGAAGACCUUCAGGCUAUGAAACAUAAGUGACUUUUAUGUUUAGACUUGAGUCCCACAUCCAAAAUAUCUCAUGAUGUACAUAUAUGCAAAUACUGUACAAGCAUUCCAAAAAUCAAAUGGCCAUCUGUCGGGAGUUCUUUGAUAAUGUAUUUCUGAUGCUUUGAGGCUGGAUCUACAAUGCUAUAUAGUCCAGUUUCAGAACUCAUAUGAACUGUAUUAAACUGGAUUGUAUGGCGGUGGAAAUCCAACGUAAGUCUCUUUAUGGGAGAGGAACUAUAAUAUUAUUUUUGUAAAUAAUAUAAAUACUAAUAAUAAUAACUGUAUGGCAGGGGGCUGGACUGGAUGACCUUCAAAAUCAGUGAUUCUAUGAAAAAAAUGCAAAAUCCAAAACACUGGAUGCGGGAUAUCCAAUAUGUACAUCCUCUUUUGUUAUGCUUUGGUAGACUAACAUGGCAACUUGUUUGAAAAUGUCUCCAAACUUUGGGUUAGCUUCCCCCUUUCUAGCCCCACUCUUCCAAGCCUUGUUCUAAUUUAAAACAGAAUCAUGAAAAGAACAAUUGCUGCGGCAGUUGGGUACCUUGAAAUGCCACUCGCUCAGAUGCUUCUCACGUUGCUAUAUUGCACGAUUUGAGAGCGAAACCACUCCUGUUCCAGCGUCUCCAUGCUUGCUCCAAAAGAAAAUGCUUGGACCUAGAGGUAUCUCUAAAAGCAAACUGUCCAAAGGUUACCGCCAGUCUGUAUAUUUACAUCAUCCUCUGUUGUAAACUGUUGUCCAUACUUUUCAAAGCUUCCUCAUUCUAGGAUUUGCUCUCUUGGAUUAUUAUUAUUUAUUAGCAUUGUUCCAUUGAUAUAUUUGCUCUUGGGAUUUUGAUCUUGAAACUCGAGCCUUUGCAUGCCUUUCCCACCAAAGAGGAUCCGGUUCAACUUGCACGAUACUGAUCAUGAUUCUUUUUCUAAACAGGAAACGUACUGUAAAUCUGUAUUAUAUCUAUAUAAUAAAAGUAAAAAUAUG
Molecule: messenger RNA, 3288 nt
Organism: Anolis carolinensis (green anole)
Lineage: Eukaryota; Metazoa; Chordata; Lepidosauria; Squamata; Anolidae
Gene: brs3
Product: bombesin receptor subtype 3
Exons: 3
Coding region: 269-1474 (401 amino acids)
Biological process (GO): G protein-coupled receptor signaling pathway
Cellular component (GO): plasma membrane
Molecular function (GO): neuropeptide receptor activity
Source: RefSeq, a predicted model, not a curated record